ACACCACAUAAUUGUUCACAUAUGCACUUUCGAUUAUUUUUCAUAGUUUAUUGUAUUGAUUAUUACAGGAUAUCAAAAAACGGUGUAACUGUAAGUUCAUUUAUUGUUUUUGUAGACUAGACUAUCCUAGAUAGAGUAGCCUUCACUGUCCACAAAGGAAAGGAAAAUAAUAACAUUCAGAAGAACAGUUACAAAAUGUCUUAUCAUUGAACACUGCACAGCUUGUUGCUUGGUUACCAUGUUAGAGGGACUUUAAUGUCGCUGCGCCAGCACAAUACGUUUGUUGGAAAACAACAAUUAGCUUGAAAGUCUGCAAGUUAAAACGAUAUUUUUUAUUUAAAUUGUAGCUAGUCCUUCACCCGUGACCCAGCGAACAUUAAAACUUCGACUCAAAAGGAAAGAUGCUCUUAGAUAUGGGACACUUGUGAAUUGAUGUACCACAUUUGAAAAAUCAUGCCUGACGUGGAACUGCUGAAGUACUCCUCAAGGGAAGGAGCGUCUAAUUUACAAGAUAAGGAGGACCGUCAGACGGUCUGCCCCAGUAGGCGUCGCAGUUGCGCCUUAGUUAACACUCCAUCACCAUGUGUGAACAAAGCCGUCUGCCAUAUUCAAGAGCUGAAGAGGAAGCUGGAGAGCUGGUGGCAACUGACUGGACAGCAUCUUAGGUCAGAUGGUAGAAAUAUCAACAGCAACAUGCUUGGGUUGACAUCUGCAGAUGGGAAAGAUGAUGGCCUUCCAAAAGAACUGUGUAUAGAAGGCAUAGGACUUUUUCUUGGAGGUGGCUUCACUUUAUUUGCAGAUCCUUCAAAUGGGAUGAACAUAUUGAGAAAAGAGACCAUGGAUGUCCUUAUGGAGGUGGCAUACCUGAUCGACAGACUUGAAGCUGAUCGCCAAGAUGCCAAGGAGUCUCUCCGUAAAGAGAGGCAGACGCGUGAAAGACUCGGGAAGAAGAUCAGCAGCCUUGCUCUCUGGAAGCUGCAGGAGUUUCCUGUGGUGGUUCAGAAUGAGCACGAGGCCUGCAUUCGUGACAUUUGUGAACUAAAGUGGCACUUAAGGCAAAAGAAGGAAACACUGGAACAGGUGAAAGACAAGGUCGCCCACACCCAGGUGCUGCACCGCAGACUAAACGAAGACAUUGAUUUUGUGAAGAAGCACGGCCCUCUCGUCAAAGAGAAGCUUGAGUUGGAGGAUGAUUUCAUGACCAAGAUCAAAGCUGCCCAAGUUGAGGCUGAUGACACAUUUGCGAAGACAACCGAAAACCUGAAGAAGAUGGAGCGUGACUUAAAAGAAGAAGAUGACGCCUUGCAUCGCGAAAAGAAGAAGUUAGCAAAGGACCUUGACAGAUUGCAGCAUCGUCUAAAGAAAAAAGAGGUGGAGUAUGAGGAGCUUCAGUGUUCCUGGGUUGAGCUCAACCACAAAGUCACAAAUAUGGAGGAAGCCGUUUCAGAAAUGGUCGACUUGUGCAACGGAUUGAAUCAGCAAAUUCCCAAAUUGGACGAGCAGCAAAGCAAUCUCCAAAAUGAAGUUGAGUUGCUGGAAAAUGAAAUAGAGAAAGAACGUGUCAAAAUGGAUCGCAUCAAGAAAAACACAGCUGAACUGCAAAACCAAAUUAGUGAAAUCAGGCAAGCAGGUGAUACCAAAGUGGCUGAGUUAGAGGCCCAUCUUAGUAAAGGGCGAAAGGAACUGAUGGCUCUUCGGGAGGAAACGCAGGAACAAGAGCUGGAGAUCGAAGACUACACCACAAAAAUCAACCAAAGUGAAAUGGCCACGAAGCAGCUGCAGGUGGACAUGAAGCGCAUCCAGCAGAAAAUCGGCCAGAACGAGAGGGCGAGGGACAAGGCACAGGAACACCUGGUCCCCGUCAUGGCACUCCACUGCUCCAUCAAGGCCAAUCUGAAGGACCUGGAGCAGCUGACCUUCAUAGAGGAGCAGAGCAACAGGAAUGUUACCGAGAAACUGAAAAAGGAGAUCAUGGUUGAAAUGAAAGCUAUUGCCAUCCUCAAGAAAAAUAUAUCCGCCGCCAUAGUGGAGUUCAAUAAGGAGAAGAUGAGGACCGACGAGGAGAGGGAGGACAUCCAGAGUGAGUUUGAGAAAGUCUCCUCUGCAACCGCUACUCUGGAGAUGGAAGUCAAGGAGCUGAGAAAGCUUUACAGUGACAAAACAGAGCAAGCGGAGAACCUGAAGAUUGAAGUGUCAAACGUCCAGACGGCACAGCAGAACUGCUCUAAUGAUCUACAGGAGAAGCGCACUGCUAAACUCCAAAGUGUGAAUGCAGUGAAGGAAUUGUUCAAUAAUGUCUCUGGAAGAUAUGAGGAUGUAAAGUCUAGGAUUGGAGAGCUUCAAUCAAUAUCUAAAGGAUACAGAGAAGAAUCAGACAAGAUGGAGAAGACCGCCAAAGCUCUGCCCACCAUCAUUGAGGAGUUACAGAGUAUCUGUGAAGGCGUUCAGUAUAAGCACGAGAGGGCCCUUGACAUCAUGACGAUCAUACAGCACGACAUCACCAACUGCGAGGAAAGGACAAUACACAAGACUGAGGCACAUGAAAUCCUGUUUCCGAAAAGACACACUGCCAUGCUUGAAAUUAAGGCAGAUCUAAGGGAGGCCCUACAGGAGAAUGCAAGGUUAGCACACGAGUACCGCAACUUGCAGAAAGACCUGAUGAUCGCCAAGAGGGAGGCUGUGUGUGUUUUUGACCAGAAGAACCGGGCCGAAGUGUCAUUCCAGGAACGUAAACAGCUUUCUUUGUUGCAGAAGAGGAUGCACAAAGCCAUGGUGAAAUACUUCAACCACCGCAGCCUCCACAGUCAAGCUGAACUGGCCUAUUUCCAGAGCCUCUCUAAUGCCAACAACCAGAAAAUAACAACCGUGCAGGAGGAGUUGUCAAAGGCAAUUCAACGCCUCUCGGCUUUCCUGCUCUCACUGACAGAUGACUCAACUACCACCGGCGACGGCGCAAACAAACAGUCCAACCCGGACGCCAGCGGAUUGAGCGGCGAGAUGCCUGCAGUUCAGAUAGCGUUGUAAUUGGAACCUCACCUGUGCCAGACAACUCACUCCAGCACGACUCACUCCACACACACACACCCCCUGCCCCCCCACCA
This is a messenger RNA of Clupea harengus (Atlantic herring), 3101 nucleotides long. It is a transcript of the gene ccdc178, whose product is annotated as coiled-coil domain containing 178. Lineage: Eukaryota; Metazoa; Chordata; Actinopteri; Clupeiformes; Clupeidae. The record is from RefSeq and is a predicted model, not a curated record.